This is a messenger RNA of Corythoichthys intestinalis (scribbled pipefish), 1383 nucleotides long. Its product is annotated as NF-kappa-B inhibitor alpha-like. The transcript has 6 exons. NCBI's taxonomy places the organism in Eukaryota, Metazoa, Chordata, Actinopteri, Syngnathiformes, Syngnathidae. Gene Ontology annotation, molecular function: NF-kappaB binding. Gene Ontology annotation, biological process: toll-like receptor 4 signaling pathway; cellular response to tumor necrosis factor. Bases 57 to 1004 code for a protein of 315 amino acids. The record is from RefSeq and is a predicted model, not a curated record. Gene Ontology annotation, cellular component: cytosol.
CCUCCUAUGGGCUACACUUGUUUCUGACCCUUGGACUGUACGCGUGUACUUGUUUCAUGACAGCCAACAUGGACGUCCACGGAGUAUCUCAUAGCGAUCGCAUGGAUUAUAACGACCUCGAUCACAUGGGGCCCAAACACGGCAAAAUGUUGCCCUGCCAGGAUGAUCGCUUGGACAGUGGUCUGGAAUCGUUGAAGGAAGACGAGCUGGUCAACGACUUGGAUCACUUGCGUGUGAGCGUAAGCGAAGUACGCCCAGUAAUUCCCGAGUACGAGCCUUGGAGAAGUGUCGUGACCGAGGACGGAGACACGCUUCUACACUUGGCCAUCAUUCAUGAAGCCUCUGACCAAGCCGAACAGAUGAUCAAACUGUCCCACAAUCACCCCUUCCUGAAUGUACAGAACAACCAAAGACAGACGGCACUCCACCUCGCCGUGAUCACAGACCAGCCCCAGUUGGUGGAACGACUCCUGAAAGCAGGCUGUGAUCCGCGGCUGGCUGACGACUCUGGCAACACGGCGUUGCACAUAGCCUGCAAGAAAGGCUCCCUCGCCUGUUUCGGCGUCAUCACCCAGACAAGUCAGCGCCACCUCAGCUCCAUCAUCUCCUUCCCCAACUACAGUGGACAUAACUGUCUUCAUGUCGCAUCGCUUCACGGUUACAUUUCAUUAGUGGAGAAUCUCGUCGGACUAGGUGCAGACAUCAAUGCACAGGAACAAUGCAGUGGCAAGACGGCACUCCAUCUGGCUGUGGAUGUCCAAAACCCAGCGCUGGUCCGUCGCCUCCUUGACCUCGGUGCUGACGUUAAUUGCCUCAACUAUGGCGGUUUCACACCGUACCAUCUCACAUAUGGAAGGCAAAAUGAAGAAAUACGAAGCCAGCUGUACGAGAAGACUGCGCAGGAGUUGAGGGCCUUGCCUGAAAGCGAAUCAGAUGAAAGCGAUAUGGAGGAUUUGGACUUUACGGAAGAUGAGUUAUACGAUGACAUCAAGUUUGGAAAGUAGAGUCCAACAAUUUCCCGCCAAUGCUGGCGUCAAAAGAGCUGCUACCGGGUCCCUGAACCAGGAACCAAAGAAAGGACAAAAACCUUCCCAGGAUGUCCACAAGGUGCUGGCCCGGGAAUCGCAAGAAGGAACACUGGGUGUGCUCUGGUCGAGUUUGAUGAUGAAAUGAGAACUCUGUGCCCAAAACACACAGCAAGACCAUGAAUGUCCCAUGUGUUCUCUCUGUAUAACUGUGUAAGGAUGAAAUGAUGUGAAUAUACCAGACUGGUCAUUUGUAAUAAAUUGUAAAUACAGAGAUAUUAUUUUUGUACCUGGAAAUAUGUUGUAAAAUGAAACACUAUACAUUAAAUGUGCAAAAUAAAAAGCUAUGAAGAAUGAA